AGACAAUGCAUAGGCGUGCACUUGAGGGACGCGAGAAUGUUCUUGGACGAGACCAUCACGACACCCUUGGGGGCUGCAAAAACUUAGCUAUUCUGCUGCAAUACCAAGGAAAGUACGGGGAAUCCGAGACAAUGCAUCGGCGUGCACUUGAGGGACGUGAGAAU
Tuber aestivum (summer truffle) is the source of this 164-nucleotide messenger RNA. The record is from the annotation of a GenBank genome assembly. NCBI's taxonomy places the organism in Eukaryota, Fungi, Ascomycota, Pezizomycetes, Pezizales, Tuberaceae.